Tachyglossus aculeatus (Australian echidna) is the source of this 2509-nucleotide messenger RNA. It is a transcript of the gene DRC11L, whose product is annotated as IQ motif containing with AAA domain 1 like. Gene Ontology annotation, molecular function: protein binding; ATP binding; ATP hydrolysis activity. Lineage: Eukaryota; Metazoa; Chordata; Mammalia; Monotremata; Tachyglossidae. The transcript is spliced from 19 exons. The record is from RefSeq and is a predicted model, not a curated record. The coding region runs from base 1 to 2490 and encodes 829 amino acids.
AUGUCAGAGGGGGCCUACCAGCAGGUUUGGGCCCAGUCCCACAUGGCCCUCCAGGAGCUCCUGUCCCAAGAGCUGCCCCCUCCUGCCCCCGUGCCCGAGCGAGAUCGGUCCUCCUUCGUGCACACCCUCUCCUUGCUCUUCCUGCGCUACCUGGGGCUGCUGCGGAGACUGGACAGCGUGUACGACCAGCUCGUGCAGCCUCAGAAGCGGCGGCUGGUGCGGCGACUCCUGGACGGGAUCAUCGGGCGCGUCCUGGAGCUGAAGGAGGAGAUGGUGGAGGCGGAGCUCACUGAGUACCCUUGCCUGGACACUGUGCUGCACGACAUGAAACUGACCCCGGUCGACUUGGAGAUCCCGAUCCCCAAAUACUUCUUGGUUGAGCAGGAAAAAGCGCUGAAGAACCGGGAGCUCUUGCUGAUGGAUAUCUUGCAGAGAAUGGUGCCCCAGCAACCCCUCUGGGGCACUUCCGCCAUGUGCCAAUCAGAGGCGAUAGCUCUGAUCCAGCGGGCAGAGCGGGCCCGGCAGGGACGACUCCGGGCCCACUUCAUGAAGGACAUCCGGAAGAGUGAGGAACGGGAGCGGCGGGCCCGGGAGAGGGUGGCCAAGGAGUGCAGCCAUGAGGAGGCUGCUCUUUGCAUCCAGAAGGUGUGGAAGGGGUUUCUGCAGCGGAAGCUCACCAAGCUGGAGCGGCAGAUGGAGAUGGAGUUCAUCGGCAUGGCGGCGGGGCCCGGCCUGGUGGGUCCUUCGGGGGCACAGCUGCGGGUGCAAAUCGGGGAGGAGCAGAAGCGACUCCGGCAGGCGGAGGAGGAGGAGGAAUACCAGCUGCAGUUGGACCAGGUGCGAAACUUCGUGCUGCAAGCCGAGGGCUCCGAAAUCCGCGAGGAGAUGAAGGAGAACAUCCGCCAGUGGUUCAUCGAAUGCCAUCACCUCACUGGCAAGUUCCCCGAGUACCCGGACGAAGAGAUCGGUGGUUCCCAAGUGCUCUUUUUGGAGAAGACUCCGGACCAGGUGAGAAUUGAGCUGGAUCACCUGAAGGAGGAGGAGGAUGACAAAAAGAAGGAGAAGGAAAAAUCAAAGGAAAAAGAAAAAUCGAAAGAGAAAGAAAAACCAGAGAAAGAGAAGAAGAAAAAGGAGGAGGAAGGGAAGCCAGGGAAGGCCAAGAAGGGGGAGGAAGAGACCAUGCUGAAAAUGGCACCGUCCAAAUUUCUGCCAGGCAUCAGCACUGUGCACGAGGAGUAUAUGAGGCUAUGGCAUCAGCUGGCAGAGGGCCCGAAUCCCAGUCAGAGCCACAACACCGAGAUGACCUGGGAGCUGAAGCGGAAGGAGGUGGAGGUCGAGAUCCGAGUGCAGGUGGACGAGCUGAUGCAGUACGAGCUGCGGAAUCUGCGCCUGGCCGUAGAUAGGGAAGAGUGGAAGACAGACAAGGAAAAGGCGAAGAGCAAGAAAAAAGACAAAGGGAAGACAGGAGGGAGGAAGGAGAAAGAUCUCACUCCAGACAGAACCCUGGAGUCUUUGUACGAAGAGCUGGUGAUGCAGGGCCUCCUCAAACAAAACAAGUCGGUGAAGUUGUCGGACUAUAUCGGUGACUGCCUCUACCUCGGAUCGCCCCUGCUGCAGGCCAAAGCGGACCCCGGACCCUCCCUGCUUGCCGUCCGACAGAACGUGGCUCUAUACGGGGUCCUGCGGCUCGGCUCGCUGGAGGCCCACAAGCUGGCCCCCUUGGUCCGCUCCCUGCUGCUGGCUGGCCCCGCGGGCAUGGGCAAGAGAAUGCUGGUACACGCCGUCUGCACAGAGACCGGCGCCAACCUGUUUGACCUGUCGCCCGACAACUUGGUGGGGAAAUACCCGGGCAAGAGUGGGCUGCAGAUGAUGUUGCACAUGGUCUUCAAGGUGGCGCGGCUCCUGCAGCCCUCCGUGAUCUGGGUCGGGAACGCAGAGAAGAUGUUUUAUAAGAAGGUCCCCAAGGAAGAGAAGGAGAUGGACCCCAAGCGGCUGAGGAAGGACCUGCCCAAGGCCCUGCGGCUGCUACGCCCCGGCGACCGGGUGAUGCUCAUUGGGACGACCGAUAGGCCGCAGGCCGCGGACAUCAGGGCUCUGGGCCGGACCUACGAGCGGAUCCUUAUGCUGUUGCAGCCGGACUACGCCUCCCGCUAUGUGAUCUGGAAGCACCUGAUGGAGAAGCACGGGGGCCCGCUGGCCUGCUCGCUGGACAUGAGCGGACUGGCCAAGGUGUCGGACGGCUACAGCAGCGGCAGCCUGGUCCAGGCCGCUCAGGCCGUGCUCACCGAGCGCCGUCGCCUGCAGCUGCCCAGGCGACCCCUGAUGCCCACCGAGUUCCUGGGGCAGCUGGCCAAGAUGAAUCCCGUGUACCCGGAAGAGGAAGAGGCGUUGAGGGACUGGUACAACAAGACUCCCCUGGGCAGGAGGAGACGCACAGUGGCCCAGGAGCAGGCUGAGGCCCAGGAGAUGAAGGACAAGAAAAAGAAGUGACAGAUCACGCAGGAGAGAG